AUGGCAGCUUUUCACCACCACCAUCACCACCAUCCGAGCGCGGACCUGCGGCGGCUCUUCCACCGGCUCACCAUCGCGUCCUCUCUGAGCAUCCUCUGCUUCUCCCUGGUCUAUCUCCUCACUGGAUGCUGCGAGUCGGAACUGACAGAAAACUCUGAGAUCAAGACACCCACGCGCGAAUUCCUCGUGUCCGGGUCAGGAUGGCCGUACGAGAGAAACGGAACCAGCGUCGUCCAGGAGGGUAUCAAAGCUGCUGGCGAAGGCGCUUUCAGUGGUCGUCCCGGGCUGGAGGCGAACAGCUCGGGGAAAGAAUGGACAGCCACUCGGAGGCUACCCCAGGCUUUGAUCAUAGGGGUUAAAAAGGGAGGCACCAGGGCUCUGCUGGAGUUUCUGCGGCUCCACCCGGACAUCCGCGCCCUGGGGUCGGAGCCGCACUUCUUCGACCGGCAUUACGCACGGGGACUGGACUGGUACAGGAGUAUGAUGCCCAAAGCCCUGGAUGGCCAGAUUGUCAUGGAGAAGACGCCUCGUUACUUUGUUACUGUGGAAACGCCACAACGAGUCCACUCAAUGUCGCAGGACGUGAAGCUGAUCGUGGUUGUCCGUGACCCCGUGACCCGAGCCAUAUCUGACUACACACAGAUCAUCUCCAAGACCCCUGACAUCCCUCCAUUUGAGAGCCUCGCCUUCAAGAACCGCACCACGGGUCAGAUUGACUCUCUGUGGAGCCCGCUGUGGAUCGGCCUGUAUGCCCAGCACCUGGAGCGUUGGCUGGCCUGGUUCCCUCGGACUCAGAUCCAUUUGGUCAGCGGGGAGAGGCUCAUCUCCGACCCGGCCGGAGAACUGGGCAAAGUCCAGGACUUUCUGGGCCUCCAGAGGAUCGUCACGGACAAGCACUUCUACUUUAACAAAACGAAAGGCUUCCCCUGCCUGAAGAAGCCGGAGGGCAGCAGUAAACCUCACUGCCUGGGGAAGACAAAAGGGAGGACACACGCCUUCAUCGACCCGGAGGUGAUGCAGAGACUGAGAGAUUUCUACAAGCCACAUAACCAGCGCUUUUAUCAGAUGGCAGGACAGGACUUUGGAUGGCAGUGACCCUUUGAUUGUGUGGAGCCAGUGGCUUUUGUUAGAAUUACACUGCUUUGGGUAGAAGCCUGCACGAAUCUUCCAUCUGACUGAACCAGAUGCAAAGACUCAGAGUACAAAAGAUCCAGAAAACAGAGCCAAUUAUCCACCUCGGACCAGCAGAGCU
Molecule: messenger RNA, 1252 nt
Organism: Toxotes jaculatrix (banded archerfish)
Lineage: Eukaryota; Metazoa; Chordata; Actinopteri; Toxotidae
Gene: hs3st3l
Product: heparan sulfate (glucosamine) 3-O-sulfotransferase 3-like
Exons: 3
Coding region: 1-1095 (364 amino acids)
Molecular function (GO): [heparan sulfate]-glucosamine 3-sulfotransferase activity
Source: RefSeq, a predicted model, not a curated record